UUUAACAUCACCAGAGAGAGCACAGAAUCAACAAGGGACGGACUUUCAAGCACCUUCAAGAAAGGAGAUCUUGCACACUCAAUGAGUCCUACCAUGAAUGGAAAACUUCACGUUUGAAGAUGAAACUUGGAUUAAGUGGAUUAAAUUUAUCUGCAUAACUGAUAAUAUCUCAUCUGACACGCUCUCAUUGACGCAAACAUCCAGGAGAGGAGCAUUUUCAAAGCUUUUUCUUUUUAACCCUACAUAUAUUUUAAAGUGAUUUGGAGACUGUAAGUACCUGAUCAUGGCUGAGGAGAGACUUAUUCACAGGUUGAAGACAACUUGGAUGGUAUUUCUCAUGCAAGUUUUGUGUGUGAGGGGCAUUAAGCUGUGGGAAGUGCCCACUGCCCCAUUCGUACCCCAUGCCAACCUCAGCACAAGACUGUUUUGGGAGCCACAGUGCCAGACUCAGCUACGCCAUCUACAGAACGAAGCAAGAAUCACAGCCACCAUACCACCCAAACUGGAGGGCAACUGGGUGUCAAGCAGAUGUGAAGUGCGACCUGGCCCAGAAUUCCUCACUCGAUCCUACACAUUUUACCAAAGCCCCACACGUCUCUUCAGGGCCCUCCAGCACUACUACUCUGACAGCGAGUGCCACAUCUCAACCUACUCGCUUGUGAUCAGGGGUAAAUUGCGGCUACGCCAGGCCUCGUGGAUCACCCAUGGAGCCACUGAAGCAGAGCACCACCUCCAUAAAGUAGGAAUGGUCAUUCACAGCCAGAAGGCCGUUCAUCAUCUCGCUACCCGCCUGCCCUCUUCCUGCCUGGGGCUCAAAGCUGGAGGACACCUGGUGCCUCAUCGCUUCUAUGAACUCUUCAAUGCCAAAGCAGAGAAAGACUGCCUGGGUGCUCUUGGGUUAUCCAUGAUGGAACUGGAGUUGCUGCGGGUGGAGACCCAUCACCAUCCUCACAGCAGGCCGGCUCAGGAGAUGUUUUUAGGGGAUGUGCACACAGACUGGAACGAAAGGGUGCACCACAGACCGACUGGUUACCAAGAGCCUCUGCAAAAUGCUAUGCACCACAUCCACCCAUGCCCAGUGUGUGCCCUGGUAUACCGAUCCUCUGAACAGCAUCCACCCAUUCUUCCUCAAUCCCCUUCCAUCCCUCUGGAUCUAAAUGGAAACUGGGUGAGCCAACGCUGCGAGUCCCGUCCAGCCGUCUUCUUCCUCACUCGCCUUUUUGUUUUCAACGAGGAGCAACGCACUUGGGAGGGCACCUACCAACAUUACACCGACCCAGUGUGCCGCCAGCCCAGCUUUACACUAUUGGCAUCAGGUCAUUAUGCUAAAGUGGGACAGUCCGUUAAAGUACGUGGGGCCACCGAGCUUAUCUUCAAGGUGACACGAGCAAAAGUGAUCGUGUAUGACCAAGCACUAUUGCGGGAUUUUAAUUCAACGCAAAAUAGAAGAUGUGGUCAGGCGGGUGGGUGGGAGACGGGUGUUGAGCAAGACAUAACCUGGACGGAUGGUUGCGAAGCAUUGGGGAUACGACUUCCACAUAAAGAGUACGAGCUGUUUAAGAUGGGAGUGGAUCAUAAAGGGCGCCCCCUAUUGUUCAGUGGAGAAAGGCCCAUGGAUGGAUCCAGCCCAGAUCGACCUGCAAAAAGGCCAACGUCCUUUCAGACACCAAUGGUGCAAUGCAGCACAAGGGUUGGGGUGGAGCCACGCUACAGUUCCUACAGUGAUCAUUCAACAGGACCAGAGAUAAGCUCCGCUAAUGCACUGCACUCUUCGUUGAUUCUGUUGACCAUUCUAAAUGCAUGGUGCUGGAAUAUUUAUGUUUUCUAAAAUAUGACGUGCCAUUCACGCUCACUGAUCAAAAUCUGACCCAUUUAUUACGGGCAUUGUACAAUCUGAUAGACUGGAGGAGGAUUGUUCACUUCGGUGCUAUAACAAAACGCUUGCUGCAAAUGCUCUGAAAUAUGACACUUUUUUUAUCUGAGAUUUUCAUAAAGCAAGAUUUUACAUAGAAACCGCCCUUUAAUCAUAUGGUAUAUCAACAUAAAUUUUUGAUGUCUGUCAUUUGGAGCAUUGUUAUAUAUGAACUCCAGAAGAAUGCUACAUGGAAACCUGAUUGUUCUGUAGAAA
Sinocyclocheilus anshuiensis is the source of this 2128-nucleotide messenger RNA. Its product is annotated as protein APCDD1-like. The transcript has 4 exons. NCBI's taxonomy places the organism in Eukaryota, Metazoa, Chordata, Actinopteri, Cypriniformes, Cyprinidae. Gene Ontology annotation, cellular component: plasma membrane. Gene Ontology annotation, biological process: negative regulation of Wnt signaling pathway. Gene Ontology annotation, molecular function: Wnt-protein binding. The coding region runs from base 284 to 1828 and encodes 514 amino acids. The record is from RefSeq and is a predicted model, not a curated record.